Molecule: messenger RNA, 1092 nt
Organism: Opisthorchis viverrini
Lineage: Eukaryota; Metazoa; Platyhelminthes; Trematoda; Opisthorchiida; Opisthorchiidae
Exons: 7
Coding region: 44-880 (278 amino acids)
Cellular component (GO): membrane
Source: RefSeq, a predicted model, not a curated record
GCAGCUUCACGUUGCAAUUCACAAGGCAAAGAAUCUCAUUGCAAUGGACGCCAACGGACUGUCCGAUCCCUAUGUUGUUUGUGAAAUUCUACCUAGCUCGCAGCAUAGCCCCAGACCUCGAACCUCCACCAGACCACAAUGUUUGAAUCCUGUGUGGAACGAGGCUCUAACUUUUGAGCCAGUUGAAGAAAAAACUUUACACCAUAAAACUUUGAGGUUCGCCGUGUUAGACGAAGAUUUGUAUGGCUCUGAUUGGCUAGGAGAAUACUGGUUGGCUUUGAAUCGGCUAACGCCAGACAGACUGACAGAUUUCACGGUGCCAUUGGGACCAAAAAAACCUUUUUGUGUUGGAUGCUCACAUCUAACUCUAAGCAGAACACUGGCUUCACCGUCAUUUCAUUCCCCACGAUUCUCUUCUUCCAUCAUUAAGCUGCAUCGAGGUCUGCGAUUUUUGGAGGAGAGACGCCAGUUGUGUGUUGAAGUUAUCCGAUGUUCAGACCUGGCCUCCAUGGACCCCAAUGGAUUAUCCGAUCCUUUUGUAAAAUUAUACCUUCGUCCGGAUAAAGCAAAGAAAACGAAACAAAAAACGCAGAUCAAGAAAGCUACUUUGUUCCCAGAGUUCCAUGAGCAAUUCUUCUACGACAUGCAUCCUAGUGAUGCUGCUCACAAGACAUUGGAAAUCACUGUAUGGGAUUUUGACCGUGGUCCAAGCAACGAUUUCAUUGGUGGACUGACUUUGGGUGCAGACGCAAAAGCGGAGCGACGCGAAUUGUGGCUGGCCGUAUUCCGACCCCCCUACAGACGUAUUGAGGCAUGGUUUCAGCUCUCAAGCCGUACCCAGAAUGAGAACCAAUCAAGCACACCAGGUAUCUGUGAUUGAGGGAAAUUUUCAUUUUACUCUUCCUUUUAUUUUGUUAUGUUUUCCCGACAUUUACGUGAAAUUUUACAAAACACAACAAACUCGUCAUCCACGACGUGCGACAAAAAUAGUGGUUUCCCUGAAUUUUCACCCAUCCACUUUUUGAACGUCCCAUAUGCAAUGAUCAUCGUUCGCUUCGUUAUUGUAUUGAAUUCGCCUAUGUUAUUUUUUCU